Molecule: messenger RNA, 1442 nt
Organism: Eutrema salsugineum
Lineage: Eukaryota; Viridiplantae; Streptophyta; Magnoliopsida; Brassicales; Brassicaceae
Product: probable LRR receptor-like serine/threonine-protein kinase IRK
Exons: 1
Coding region: 154-1305 (383 amino acids)
Molecular function (GO): protein binding
Source: RefSeq, a predicted model, not a curated record
GGUUUAAGCAUUGAGUCAUCAUUAUUCUUGUACGUAUGAAGCGACCAAAAGGCAAACCCGACCUCCACCACGUAGACUUGCCUUUAUAUAAAAGUUGUAACACUUAUAACUUCUUGACAUCAUCAUUCACACAAAACACUUAAAACCAAAACUAUGACACUGUCCAUUUCCUUCCUCCUCCUCCUCCUCUUCAUUUUCUCCGCCGACGCGCUAACGUCACAAGCCGACGUGUCAGCUUUAAUAGCCUUCAAAGCCGCCGUGAAACCAAACUCAAUCCCUCCAUGGUCUUGUCUCGCAAGCUGGGACUUUGCUUCCUCCGACCCAUGCGCAUCACCGCGUCGAACACAUUUCACGUGUGGCAUCACUUGCUCGUCCGAAUCCACACGUGUGACCCAACUCACACUUGACCCGGCCGGGUACUCGGGUCGUCUCACGCCGCUCAUCUCUGGUCUCACUCAGCUCCUAACGCUCGAUCUUGCCGACAACAAGUUUUACGGUCUAAUCCCAUCUUCCCUCUCCUCCCUCCUCAGCCUCAAGACACUGAUCCUCCGGUCCAACUCGUUUUCCGGGUCCUUACCCGAAUCGGUAACUCGGCUUAACUCGGUCGAGUCCAUUGACAUAUCUCGCAACUCACUCACCGGUUCGCUUCCGAAAUCAAUGAACUCGCUGUCGAGUCUAAGACAACUCGAUCUAAGCUACAACAAACUCACAGGAUCCAUCCCAAAGCUUCCGAGAAGCCUCAUCGACCUUGCUUUAAAGUCGAAUUCUUUAUCAGGACCCAUCUCAAAAGAAUCGUUCACCGACUCAACUCAGCUUGAAAUCGUCGAACUCGCUGAGAACUCGUUCACUGGAACACUUGGAGCUUGGUUCUUUCUUCUACAAUCUAUCCAACAAGUAGAUCUAGCGAACAACAGUCUCACAUCCAUCGAAGUACUCCCUCCGAAAGUCGCCGGAGAAAGCGACCUCGUGGCGGUGGAGCUAGGGUUUAACCGGAUCACCGGAUACGCUCCGGCGAGUUUCGCGGCGUACCCGAGUCUUUCUUCGUUGUCUUUAAGAUACAACAUGCUUCACGGCGUGAUUCCGUCGGAAUACGAACGGAGCAAGACUCUGAGAAGGCUUUUCCUUGACGGGAAUUUCUUGACGGGGAAACCGCCGGCGAGAUUUGUUAGACCGGAAUCGGAAGUGAUGGGAAGUUUGGGGAAUAAUUGUCUACAGGGAUGUCCAGGGAAAGUGAAGAUGUGUGCUCCAUCGCAGAAACCAUUUUCCAUUUGCAAGCAAGCUUAUGGUGGAAAACCAAAGUCAUAGUUUUGUCGGUGUCGGUGACUUUUUGUGUCAGUGAUUUUGUAAUAUAAUGUUUUUUAUAUUUUGGUUUAAUCAUUUUUCUGAGUUUACUCUACUAUAUAGUCUUGGAGAAAUAGUAAUUUAAUAAUAUUCAUCGAGAU